AUGAAGUCCACGAUCCUCUCUGUCUUCGGCCUUGCCGCCACCGUUGUUGCUCAGAGCGCCGGUGACCUUCCCCAGUGUGGUCAAACCUGUGCCGGCAACAUGAUCAGUGCUGAGAAGUCUUCGGAGCUUGGCUGUGACACUGGUGAUCUUCAGUGUCUUUGCACUAACCAGAACUUCAUCUACGGUCUCCGUGACUGCUCUCGUGCUAUUUGUAACGAGGAGCAGGCCGCUCAGGUUCUGGAGUACGGUCUCUCUGUCUGCCGACAGGCUGGCGUUGCGAUCACCACCGGCGCUUCUGGCUCCGUCUCCGCCACACCCACUGCGACUGGCAUUGUCCGAACCGUCCUCAGCACCAUUGUUUCUGGUGACUCCACCAUCGUUUCUGCCGUUUCUACCAUCAGCGCUGCCGCUAGUGAGACCGAGGAUGAGGAGACCGUGUCCACCUACACCAGCGUCUUCACCAACUCUGAUGGUGAUGUUGUCACCACCACCGGCGAGACCACCAUCGGUGCCGCUAAGACUCAGGAGACUGUGUCCACUUACACCAGCGUCUUCACCAACUCUGAUGGUGAUGUUGUCACCACCACUGGCGAGACCACCAUCGGUGCUGCUAAGACUGAGGAGACUGUGUCCACCUACACCAGCGUCUUCACUAACUCUGAUGGCGAUGUUGUCACCACCACCGGCGAGACCACCAUCGGUGCCGCUGGUGCCCAAGUUACCACUUUCACCUCUGACGGUACCGAGAUCGUCCGAACCCUGGAGACUGAGACUGCCACCGGCGACGAGGACGAGAAGGUUACCACCUUCACCUCUGGCGGCACUAAGAUUGUCAGCACUCUGGUGACCAAGACUGCUACUGGUGAUGAGGAGGCCGAUGUCACCACUCUCACUUCCGAUGGCACUGAGAUCGUCCGAACUCUGACCACUAAGACUGUCAAGACUGGUUCCGCCACCGAGACUGAGGAUUCCACCGAGACUGGCGAGACCGGCGAGUCCAGUGAGACUGGUACUGCCACUGGCACUGGUGAGGCCAGCGAGACCACUAGCACUGGCAACGCUGCUGUUCCUCAGAUGACCGCUGCCCCUGCUGGCGUCCUUGCCGCCGCCGGUCUUGCUAUGCUCCUUCUGUAA
Fusarium keratoplasticum is the source of this 1134-nucleotide messenger RNA. Its product is annotated as CFEM domain-containing protein. The record is from RefSeq and is a predicted model, not a curated record. The transcript is spliced from 4 exons. Bases 1 to 1134 code for a protein of 377 amino acids. NCBI's taxonomy places the organism in Eukaryota, Fungi, Ascomycota, Sordariomycetes, Hypocreales, Nectriaceae.